AUCAAACAACAAAGCAAAAACAAUGCGUCACUUCCAGCGGCCAUCUUUUGAUUGGUUUACCUGUUUGGGAAUUUCACUUACAGCCGACAGAUACAAGCUCAUAAAAGUAGGUCUGUAUUUUGUUCAGCGCCUCUUUAAGAGUUAUUUCCAGUGCACCGGUAAACAAACAUAAUGGUACUGUGGCUAAAGGAUUAAUUUAUUUGGAUGAGGAUGAGAAGGAGGAUUAAAACAACGAGCCUUUCGGCCGCAGAACCGAGAUGUCCAGCAGCAACAGGUGUGAGUGCACCAGGGGCUCCCUGGCUGAGGGGCUGGAGGGCUGAUCAUGGAUCUGAAGGAGACCUGUGGCAGUCAGGGGAGCCAAGAGAGCUCCAGCCUGCACCCCACCUCCUGGCAGGCCUUUGCUCACACCAGCACGCUGCAUGGCCUGCGCUUCAUCUUCCCUUAUGGUCAGCCCAGCGUGCGCCGCUUGCUCUGGGCUGCGGCUCUGCUGGCCUGCCUUGGACUGUUAGCCCUGGAGAGCGCCGAGCGCCUGGCUUAUUUCCUUUCCUACCCUCAUGUGACCAGCCUGGACGCCGUGGUAUCGAGCAGCCUGGUCUUCCCAGCUGUGACCAUUUGUAACCUCAACGCCUACCGCUUCAGCCACCUCACGCGCAAUGAUCUGUACCAUGCUGGAGAGCUGCUGGCCCUGCUGGAUGUGCACCUGACAAUCCCCCAGCCGCACCUGGCCGAGCCUGACGUGCUGGCUUUUCUGCAGGAAAAAGCCAACUUCACUGCCUACAGGCCCAAAGCGUUCAGCAUGAAGGAGUUCAUCGAGAGGGUCGGCCACGACCUCAAAGAGAUGAUGCUGUACUGCCGCUACCAAGGCCAGGAGUGCAGCCACAGAGACUUCAAAACCGUGUUCACCAGGUAUGGGAAGUGCUACAUGUUCAACGCUGCAGAGGAGGGGAAGACGCUCCGCACCACCAUGAAGGGAGGGACGGGAAACGGCCUGGAGAUCAUGCUGGACAUCCAACAGGAUGAGUACCUGCCGGUGUGGGGGGACACAGAGGAUACAGCGUUUGAGGCAGGUGUGCGGGUGCAGAUCCACAGCCAGGCGGAGCCUCCGUUUGUUCACGAGCUGGGCUUUGGUGUGGCCCCCGGCUUUCAGACUUUUGUAGCCACGCAGGAGCAGAGGCUGACCUAUCUGCCUCCCCCGUGGGGAGAGUGCGAGUCAAAGGCUCUGGAGUCGGGCUUUUUCCAGGUCUACAGUGUAACUGCCUGCAGGAUUGACUGCGAAACUCGCUACAUCGUCGAGAACUGCAACUGCAGGAUGGUGCACAUGCCUGGUGAUGCUUCUUACUGCACACCUGAGCAGUACAAAGACUGUGCUGAGCCUGCCCUUGCUAAACUGUCUGCCGUGGAGAGCAGUAACUGCAUGUGCAGGACACCGUGUAACAUGACCCGCUACAACAAAGAGCUGUCCAUGGUAAAAAUCCCCAGCAAGACCUCGGCCCGCUACCUGCAGAAGAAGUUCAACAAGUCAGAGAAGUACAUCACAGACAACAUCUUGGUGUUGGACGUGUUCUUUGAGGCUUUGAACUACGAGACCAUCGAGCAAAAGAAAGCUUACGAGGUGGCAGGCUUGCUGGGUGAUAUUGGUGGUCAGAUGGGUCUGUUCAUUGGAGCCAGCAUCCUCACCAUCCUAGAGCUGUUUGACUAUGCUUAUGAGGUGGUUAAAGACAGACUACUGGAUUUACUGAGCAGAGAGGAUGAGGAAGAGAGUCAUGGAGAGGAUGUGAGUUCCUGUGACCCCGUGGCAAACCACUCGGAGUCCAUCAGCCACACUGUGACAGUCCCCCUGCAGACAACACUGGGCACCCUGGAGGAGAUUGCCUGCUGAGGCCCUCCCCUGUUCCCCUCAGAGCCACACACAUCCAGAGGCUGCCUCCACUGGGUGGCACUACAUCCUCUGUUAGGGCAUCCUGUAGGACCGUAACAGUGGAGGGGAGGAGACAAAGACAAGUUGGUCUAAAAACAGCACUGCGCACUGUCACACCGCCCUGUCUGAGGCACUAAUGGGGAUUAAAGCGCUGUCGGCUGGACUUAUCGGCCCUCUCUGUCACCCUCUACGUAGUGGGAGGGCGGGCUCCACUUUGCCAGACCUGCAGGGGGGUCUGAGUCUCCACAUACAUGUACACAGAAAAUCAGAGACUAGGUGUGGCAACUACCCAUAAAGGGGGCCUGUCCCUGUGCAACAUAUCUAUGUAACAAACACAUUCAUAUGUCGGUCACUGCCAAAUGAACUGUACAAAAUUGGUUUUGAACUGUCCAAACUGCAUGUGUCAAUCUAUUUUGCUCUUUUUGCUGAUGCAUACGCUGGGCUACAGUGUUGCUUUACUGUACAUGUGUGCCAUUUGUCUCUCUAUCUGCAGGACAGGCCUGUGGCAAGGGCCCAGUAAGAUAUUGAACUUCGAAUGUACAGAUUGAACAUAUGGUUGUUCAUGAAUCAUUGUUCAGAUAUGACCAAUCCUUUGAAAAUCUAUUCUAAUGAGCGAUAUAUCAUUUCUUAGAUAAAUAUCCUGAAAGGAGUUGGUGAUCUAUGAGUGUUACUGAGAGGAAAAAAACACCUGAACAUUUGCUUUGUUUACUGAAAACGGAGUGUAAUCCGAACAUUUUACAUAUUUUUUUCACUGUCAGUUUCAGUUAAAUCAGUUUACUAGAAGGCAUGUUUGCUAUGUGACUCCUGGGGUGCUAAGCUGUUCUCUACAGACAUCUUUAAAGGGAUGUCAUACUCGUACUGUUAAUUUAUGUGAAUAAAUGACUGGCUUCUGGCUGCUGCACCUCACCACAACACCCAGCUAAGUGAGGUAGAAUUUGAAUUUAUUUGCCUGCCAGACAGCAAGCCAUUUACAAAACGCUGCAGAAAAUGAAUAUGCCCUCGGUGUUGUUAAACUAUUGUUUCACUAAGAGAAUGUCAGGUUGAUAUUUUGGACAGCUAUCACCACUUUAUCAAUGAUGGCAUCAUUUUGUCCUUCACCAAGAAAAUCCCCGUUCUUGAUUAUUAAAAUAACUACAAAAGCACCUUGAAGAGGGUUCAGCCAAGAUGGGGUUAUUUGUUGUUUUUUCAGGAUACAGGGUCUGCUGUGUUAUGGUGUAAAUAUCUGUGUUUUUUUUCCUUAUAGAAACGGGUACCACGCAGACAUGCCUGAAGCAGAUCUAAUUUAAAAGAUCUUUGGUAAAACAUCAACUCCAGUUCCAGACGUGACUACUUAUUUUUUUGUCAAAAUGUUACUCUGCAGCUCUCAGUAGGUAAGAAUGUUAUAUAACAGGGAGUAGCAUUUUGGGGUAGUUGAAUGUCAUGCUAAAAAUGAAGGGCACACUUUGCUAUGAGCACCAGGCAUCCGUUCCAAUGCAGGUUCAGCUGAACCUUCAGUGUCCUCAGAAACAGUUAACAUAUAAAUGGCUUUACACCAAAAGCUUGUGUGAGACCAUGUGGAAGAUUUAGUGUAUCUAAGUUUUCUAUAGUUCAUGAUCAUCCUAGCAUGAUCUCUGUCAUGAUGGUAAUGUAUAUUACAGGUAGGAAUGAAUUCAAGUGCUUUGUGAGACUGUUUGAAUUAUGAUUUCCCAUCUGUGGCUCAACCUGCUGUCUCUGUGUACUAUCUCAUGUUGUGGCUUCAGACGAACACAAUCCUCAGCCGACCUGAAGGAGUGUGAGACAAACUUGUUUCGCUUCUCUUGGUGGCAAUGACACUGGCUGUUUCUUCUCUCUACUUUGGCUUCAAUUGUUAAGCAGGACAGCGUUUUCUCAUUUUGUGAUGCAGCAUACAGUGUGUGUUUUUAAUGUGAAACAAUUAAAUUAAACAGUUGUUUUGCA
This is a messenger RNA of Micropterus dolomieu (smallmouth bass), 3853 nucleotides long. RefSeq names its product acid-sensing (proton-gated) ion channel 2 (gene asic2). Lineage: Eukaryota; Metazoa; Chordata; Actinopteri; Centrarchiformes; Centrarchidae. The transcript is spliced from 11 exons. The record is from RefSeq and is a predicted model, not a curated record. The coding region runs from base 323 to 1879 and encodes 518 amino acids. Gene Ontology annotation, biological process: sodium ion transmembrane transport. Gene Ontology annotation, molecular function: ligand-gated sodium channel activity. Gene Ontology annotation, cellular component: membrane.